Tripterygium wilfordii is the source of this 1870-nucleotide messenger RNA. Its product is annotated as cytochrome P450 CYP749A22-like. Gene Ontology annotation, molecular function: iron ion binding; heme binding; monooxygenase activity. Bases 134 to 1681 code for a protein of 515 amino acids. The transcript has 5 exons. The record is from RefSeq and is a predicted model, not a curated record. Lineage: Eukaryota; Viridiplantae; Streptophyta; Magnoliopsida; Celastrales; Celastraceae.
UAUUUUUUUAUGGCUAUUGCACUAUAUUUUAUAUAAUUUAACUCUUAAUUCCUCUACUGAUGAUCGCUUGAUCAGGUCGGUAUAAGGUGAGCUGAGUUGAAGUUUGAGUAGAGGAGAGAAAAUUAACCAAACAAUGCCCAGUUUAGGGACCCUAGUUCUUACCUCUCUAGGCCUCUACCUCCUCUUCAUUUUCUUUAAAUUUGUUCACAAAGUAUGGUGGAGACCGGUACAGGUACAGAAUUUCAUGGCCUCACAAGGAAUCAAGGGCCCUCCAUAUAAAUUAUUGUAUGGGAGCAUGAAAGACAUGAUGCAAAUCAUAAAGGAAUCCAUGUCCAAACCCAGUGAUCUCUCACAUGACAUGUUUGUCAAGGCUCAGCCUCACUAUCACACGUGGUUCAAGAAAUAUGGGACGAAUUUCCUCUACUUCCAAGGACCGAAACCGACACUAUUCGUAUCAGAGGCUGAGCUUGCCAAGGACGUGUUGAAUAACAAAGAAAAAGCUUAUCCAAAAGCAGAGUUGGAAUCAUAUGUGAAGAAGCUAAUAGGAAAUAGCCUUGUGACUUAUGAAGGGGAACAAUGGAGCAAAAUGCGCAAAUUGGCCAAUCAUGCUUUCCAUGGAGAGACCUUAAAGAAUAUGGUAUCGGACAUGGUAGCCAGCACGGAGACGAUGAUGGCGGGGUGGAAGAGUCAUGAAGGUAGAGAAAUUGAGGUCUAUGAAGAAUUUAAGUUGUUGACAUCAGAAGUGAUUUCCAGGACAGCUUUUGGAAGCAGCUUUGUAGAGGGGAAGGACAUCUUUGAAAAGUUGAGAAAGGUGAUCGUGAUAGCCCACACACCUCCUCCCAAAUUUCGGAUCCCUGGCACCAGUUUGAUAUUCAAGAACAGUGGAGAGAUGGAAGCGGAGAAACUUGUGACCGAAAUGAAGUACUCGAUUUUAGGAAUAAUCAGGAAGAGGGAAAGCCAGGCAAUAAGUAGUGGAGAAGCAGAGGAGUAUGGCAAUGACUAUCUUGGAUUGCUUCUAAGGACUUUCCAUGAUGCCGAUGAAUCCAAGAGGAUUUCACUGGAGGAUGUGAUUGAUGAGUGCAAGGGAAUCUACUUUGCUGGUCAAGAAACCACCACCAACUUGCUCUCAUGGGUUGUCAUGCUUCUUGCAAUCCACACAGACUGGCAGGAGGAAGCAAGAAAGGAAGUUCAGAAAGCAUUCGCCGGCCGAAAUCCAACUCAAGAAGGCAUUGCCAAACUCAAAACUAUCACCAUGAUCAUUCAUGAAACACUGAGACUGUAUCCUCCAGCAAUGGGAGUGAUAAGGAAAGUCGGUAGAAAAGUUCGACUCGGAAAGCUUGAUCUGCUGCCUGAUAUGUACUGUUUUGUCUCAAUUGUGAAGCUUCAUCAUGAUCCUCAAAUAUGGGGAGAGGAUGUUAAUCUUUUUAAGCCGGAGAGAUUUGCAGAAGGCGUCGCGAAGGCCACGAAAAAUGAAGCUGCUGCGUUCUUUCCGUUCAGUAUUGGACCCAGGAUUUGUGCUGGAUCAAAUUUUGCUGUCACAGAAGCUAAGAUUGCUCUUUCAAUGAUUUUACAGAGAUAUAGCUUCACACUUUCCCCAGCCUAUGUCCACUCACCAUUGAAGGUGUUUGUUCUUCGUCCACAAAAUGGAGUUCAGAUCAUCCUUCGCCCACUGGUAGAGUGAAGAACAAUGCUUUACUGCAUUUUGAGUUUAUAUUGGGACUCAUUAUAGAUGUCCAGUUGAACAAAUAAGUUAUACUUGAACACAGUUUCUAUAAAUACCUAUUACAUUUGUCAAUGUAUAAUUUGUUAUCAAGAGAACCACGAGCAGCUCAGAUAAAACUCAUGUGUGUAAUAUCUCAUAUAAGAGUUC